AUGCCUUCAGGUGCUGGAGAGGUAAACUGUGAUGCCUCUAUUGAGUCUAGAAUUCAUCAGGACUUUCUGACACAGUUGCAGUCAAGUAGAUUCAAUGGUGUAUUAAGACUUCGCGGGAAAUACGUGCGUCGCACUAUAGCAACUUCUCCUCCCACUAAAAGGCCACGAGAGUGUUCUGAUAAGAAAGGGCCAACAGAACUCCCACAAGAUGAUAUUGCCCUCUCUGUAUUGAAGGCCAUUGGUAAAGUCUCUGACGCUCCCUUGCGAGGACUGGAGCUCCGUCACGCAAGGAUCACUGCCAGUCAUAUAGGCUGUAGUGAGAAGGAAGAGAAAGAGACAGAAGGAGAGCUGAACGAGAAGGCUUCGGGUCCACUCACACUGUACACUUAUUUUUCUCUAGGAAAUUUCGUUUCUUUGCGUAUCCUCGAUUUGGAGUGCAACAAUCUUGGAGAUGACGGUGUUACGCAACUAUGUCAAUGGUGUUUACCACAACUGAAGUUUCUUCACUCUUUAUUUCUUGCCAGCAAUGACUUUGGACUGACUGGGUUGGAGGCAAUUGUACAGUAUGUAGAGAAAUACCACGUGUCUGAUGCUGUUCCUCGUGUUACCGCUGAGAAGAGUGAACUGCAUGGACUGGAGGCGGUUGGUCUUUCAAACAACGCCAUUUGUGUAAAGGAUGAGUCUACCGCAUUGCUUUGCCGACUGCUACUCGCUUGUCGACGUGUAUUGCACCGUUUGCACAUGAAUCAUGUUCACAUGUCCACUGCUUCGUCGGUGUCUUUGCUCAAACUCGUUACUUCAAUAAAUGACGAACAAAUUCCGAGAUUUCCCCAUCUGCAGGCCAUAUAUAUCAAGCAGAAUGAAAUUGAUAUGGAUGAGUUUCGAUCGAUCCAGCAGAGAGUUAGUGCCGUGUCUGCACCUGCUGCUGCUGCCGCACAUACUUUUGUCGUUUAA
Trypanosoma theileri is the source of this 954-nucleotide messenger RNA. RefSeq lists its product as uncharacterized. Gene Ontology annotation, molecular function: protein binding. The record is from RefSeq and is a predicted model, not a curated record. The coding region runs from base 1 to 954 and encodes 317 amino acids. Lineage: Eukaryota; Euglenozoa; Kinetoplastea; Trypanosomatida; Trypanosomatidae. The transcript has a single exon.